Molecule: messenger RNA, 1494 nt
Organism: Cryptosporidium muris RN66
Lineage: Eukaryota; Apicomplexa; Conoidasida; Eucoccidiorida; Cryptosporidiidae
Exons: 1
Coding region: 1-1494 (497 amino acids)
Source: RefSeq, a predicted model, not a curated record
AUGGCUGAUAAAUAUAUUGAUAAAACUCAAGAAUUAAUGGGAGAUCUUAAUAGUAAGGAUAUUCAUCUAUUAAAAAACCCAUGGCUAACUUUAACAUUGGCAUUUAUAUUUGUAUCUAAUUUUCUAAAAAAAAGUGUUGUAAAGAUUAUUUCAGAUUGGUAUAAGGGGUUAAUACUCUUAAUUUUAAUAGGAAUAAUUAUAUGGAUAACAAGCUUUGUUGAAGGUUAUCAUACUGAAUUAUAUAGAGAGCUAUAUAUUACUAUAUUAAAUAUAGUGUGGUGGGUAUUUUUAGGUUUCCUGAGUUCUGUUGGUCUUGGAUGUGGUCUUCAUACAGGGUUACUAUUUUUAUUUCCUCAUAUAUAUUCUAUCAUAUCUACAGCCGAAACUUUCAAUACUUUUAAUUUCGAUCCAAGAAUUAAUAUGUGGCGAAAUAUACUAGGACCUGGUGAGUAUUUUCCUUGUAAUAUACAAGAUCAGCCAAAUGAAAUAGAUUUACCAAUUUCAUUAUUAUCACUCUUAUUAAAAAUUUUACCUUAUUCACUUUUAUGGGGAUUUGGUACUGUUUUAGGAGAGAUUCCACCAUAUGCGGCAGCAUAUGCAGCUGCUAAAGCUCGCUUGAAUAUUAAUAAUAAUAUUAAAGGUGCUAUAGGUCAUUUAUUUAUUGCAAAUGCUAAUGAUAUUAAAAAUGAAGAUCUGAGAUCUAUUAGAAAUGAUAAAAUUAGUAAAGAAGGAAAUAUAAUAGAAGAUUUAGAUGAUUGUAAGUAUGAAGUGAAAGCUUAUAAAAGUACUUUUAAUUUGUCUAAAGAAACAGCUACAAUGAUUACAAAUGAGAACUAUAAAAAUUUAGAUAGAACUGAUAUUACACAAAAUCAACUAGAUAGUUUUAAUAUAGAAAUUGUGAAUAAUAACAAUGAAGGUAAAUUUAUAAGAUUAAUGAAAAUUAUAAUAUUGAAGUUAAUUGAAAAUUUAGGUGGAUAUGGUGUUUUUGUAUUAAGCUGUUGGCCAAAUUUAAUGUUCGACUUAUGCGGUAUUGUAUGUGGUCACUUUAUGAUGCCAUUUUGGAACUUUUUUAUUGCCUUAGUACUUGGAAAAUGUAUUGUAAAAGUAUUACUUCAGACUACCUUUCUGGUAUUUUUAUUUUCAAAGAGAUAUGAUAGUCAACAUGCAGAAAUAAUAAUGUGGUUUGUUCAAUUUUGGCCAUUAUCAGUAAUUUUUGGAAGAAAAGAUAAUUUAAAAAUAAGAAUACAAGAAGAAUUAAAUUAUAUAAGAUAUAUAUUAAGUUCUGGAGAUAGUAGUAAUAAGAACAUGACUUCUCCUUAUAAGAAUUUUGAACUUAACACACUUUGGAAUAUUUUAUCACAAAAAUUAACAAUAUCUGCAAUAUUUACAUUAAUAACAAUCUUUAUAAUUUUAUCACUUUUAGUGUCUCUUAUUAAUGAGGCUGCAAAAUAUCAACAUGAAAUAAAUAAAAAGAAAAUUAGGAAGAGAAAUUAG